This is a messenger RNA of Paramuricea clavata, 444 nucleotides long. NCBI's taxonomy places the organism in Eukaryota, Metazoa, Cnidaria, Anthozoa, Malacalcyonacea, Plexauridae. The record is from the annotation of a GenBank genome assembly.
AUGCAAAGGAUAAACUUUGAUUGUUCGACGAAAAAUAUCCCAAUACCAACUAAUAAAGAAUACCACAAAAGGCUGAUUGAAAUGAUCUGGCAAACUGAUCAGCAGAAUGCGAUGACGUGCCUACCACUUCCUAAAACCAUCUACAAUAAACAACGAACAGCAAACUUAUGGAUUCAAAUCAAAGAAAUCCCACCACAAGUACCCGAGCUAGACGAGUUUGAAACCAAGAUGACCAAUAUGAUCCAUAACAUCGAAUUCAGAACACCUAGGCCCUCGGAGUUCCAACGCAAACUGUCUGAACACACCGAAGCAAUCAAUAACGACGCCAACUUAUAUAUACCAGCGGAUAAGACUACAAACUUCCUCAGAAUGACCACCGACAAUUACAAAUCAUUAUUAAAAAAGAACGUAGAGAAAGAAUACAAGAAGGCACCAGUAGACACA